This is a messenger RNA of Ostertagia ostertagi, 687 nucleotides long. NCBI's taxonomy places the organism in Eukaryota, Metazoa, Nematoda, Chromadorea, Rhabditida, Trichostrongylidae. The record is from the annotation of a GenBank genome assembly.
UCCACCAAAAAUGGUUACAUCUCUGAUUAUGAGAAGAAUUACUGCGAAGUUCGGUUGCCGUCAAAUCUGUUGAUUCCAGCACCCACUCAAUGUCCGGGAACUCCCUUCUCGAAGAUCUUCAGAGACACCGCUUUGACAAUGCACAACAACUUCAGGGCCUACGUAGCUAUGGGGCGGGCAAGAAAUGGAUACAGUGGGUCCUUUGCACCCCAAGCGACGCUUAUGUACUCCUUGAAGUAUAGCUGCGAUGCGGAACGGUAUGCUUAUUACCAUGUUCUCACAUGUGAUCGGCAACUGUCACCAGUUGCUUCACGACCAGGCUGGAAAGAAAACUACUACAUUUACUACAAUACCUAUGUAGACAAUAUGGGAGCUCUCACGGCGGCGAUCUCAAAAUGGCAAACCCAACUUGCGUAUAAUGGACUGCCCCAGGACAUGAUCUUCAGGAGGUAUAUGCGCCAAGCGAAAACAAGGAUUGUGAGGAAAAUGACUAAGAUGAUUUGGGCAAGGAACCAGCAAGUUGGAUGUGCUGCGAAUUACUGUGGAUCGUUCUACUUUAUUUCCUGCAUGUACCAAGAUUUCGUCAACACUAUCGACGAAAGCAUCUACACGCCGGGAGUCGCCUGCGAUGCAUGUCCAGCCGGAAAGGACAAGUGUCUUGCAGCAUCUGGACUUUGUCCAUGGUAG